This is a messenger RNA of Iphiclides podalirius (scarce swallowtail), 225 nucleotides long. NCBI's taxonomy places the organism in Eukaryota, Metazoa, Arthropoda, Insecta, Lepidoptera, Papilionidae. The record is from the annotation of a GenBank genome assembly.
AUGCGAUGUUUUCCAGGGAAUAUUCCAUUUUUUGGAAUAGGUUUAACUUGUAACGGAUGCCCGCCGCGAGGCUGCGAAGACGACGAAGCAAUCAUUCACGGCUACUGCUGCGGCUGCGCUUAUCCCUUAGAUAAGCUACCGGUGCUGUGUCCGCAGUUUCUGCAAUGUCCACUCAACAUGCACGGACUUUGCCAUGACUACGAGUAUAUGCUAAGAUGUUGCUGC